AUGUCGAAACUCUUUGAACCUCUCACAAUUGUGAAGAAACAAUUGAAGCACCGCAUCGUCAUGGCACCGCUCACCCGGUUCCGGGCGAGUGAUGACCAUGUUCAUCUCCCUGUGGCAGUUGAAUACUACUCGCAGCGAGCUUCUGUUCCGGGAACCUUGAUUAUCACCGAAGCCACAAUUAUCUCGCCAGACCACGGUGGUGUUCCUAAUGCCCCGGGCAUCUGGAAUGAUGCUCAAAUUGAAGCCUGGAAAAAGGUUGUGGACGCCGUGCACGCGAAAGGGUGCUUUAUCAACUGCCAGCUCUGGGCACCCGGCCGCGCGGCGGACAAAGCCACCCUCCUGAAAGAAGUUGGGCAUGGGCUUCUGUCGUCGAGUCCAAUCUCUCUGACGGAUUGUGCCUGCCAGCCUCAAGCCAUGUCGGAAAGUCAGAUCCAAAAUGCCGUCGAGGAUUACGCGCAAGCGGCACGGAAUGCUAUCAAAGCGGGAUUUGAUGGCGUUGAGAUACAUGGGGCCAAUGGCUAUUUGCUGGACCAAUUUCUACAGGACACCUGUAACCAGCGAGAGGAUGCUUAUGGUGGAAGCGUGGAGAAUCGCGCACGAUUUCCCUUGGCUGUUGCCGAUGCAGUUGUGAGGGCGGUUGGACCAGAGAGGGUUGGGUACCGCAUCAGCCCUUGGAGCUCGUUCCAGGGCAUGCGGAUGAGCCAUCCAAUUCCUCAGUUCUCCUACCUGGUUGAACAUCUCAAGGCGCUGAAAUUGGGGUACCUUCAUGUCAUUGAAUCGCGGGUACACAACAAUGUUGAUGUCGAAAAGACUGAAGGAAUCGAGUUUGCGUUGGAUAUUUGGGGAAAGACUUCUCCUGUCUUGGUUGCUGGUGGAUUUACCCCCGAGUCCGCGAAGUAUGCUGUGGAUCAAGAGUAUCCGAACAACGACAUCGGAGUGGUCUUUGGAAGAUCUUUCCUUGCGAAUCCGGAUCUUCCAUACCGGAUUGAACACGAUCUUGAGCUCACCAAAUACGAUCGGUCGUCGUUCUACGCCCCGAAGCAAGUUGAAGGGUACACCGACUAUCCUUUCAGCAAAGAAUUUCUGGCUGCGUCAACUUAG
This is a messenger RNA of Penicillium olsonii, 1101 nucleotides long. The record is from the annotation of a GenBank genome assembly. NCBI's taxonomy places the organism in Eukaryota, Fungi, Ascomycota, Eurotiomycetes, Eurotiales, Aspergillaceae.